UACAGUUAGAUCUCUCUCACAACCAAAUAAAUUCGUUAGAUCUCUCUCACAACCAAAUAAAUGUAUCUUCAGAAUUUCCUUAUUAUCUAUCUUUAGAGUUAGAUCUCUCUCACAACCAAAUAAAUUCGUUAGAUCUCUCUCACAACCAAAUAAAUGUAUCUUCAGAAUUUCCUUAUUAUCUAUCUUUACAGUUAGAUCUCUCUCACAACCAAAUAAAUUCGUUAGAUCUCUCUCACAACCAAAUAAAUGAAUCUUCGGAAUUUCCUUAUUAUCUAUCUUUAGAGUUAGAUCUCUCUCACAACCAAAUAAAUUCGUUAGCUCUCUCUCACAACCAAAUAAAUUCGUUAGAUCUCUCUCCCAACCAAAAAAAUGAAUCUUCAGAAUUUCUUUAUUAUCUAUCUUUAGAUCUCUCUUUAGAUCUCUCUCACAACCAAAUAACUUUGUUAGAUCUCUCUUGCAACUUUGGAUUUUUGUCGGAAGUUCCUUAUUCUGUAUCUUUAGAUCUUUCUCACAACCAAAUAAAUUCAUUAGAUCUCUCUUGCAACCAAAUAAAUAGAUCUUUGCUAAAAUUUCCUUUUUAUCUGUUAGAUCUCUCUCACAACUUAAUUUCAGGACCAAUUCCGCAAUAUAUUGGCCUAGCAAUGCCUCAGUUGAGUACCUUGAAUCUGAAUGACAAUCUCUUAAGUGGUCCAAUACCCACCUCAAUAUGCGAGAUGGAACAUUUGUAUGACUUGCACCUUGGGAGGAAUGAAUUAGUUGGCGAAAUUCCUACAUGUUGGAAGGAGAGCCUCGAGAUACUCCUUGAUAUAUCAUCUAAUAAGCUGUCUGGAGUUAUACCGAGUUCUUUAGGAAAUCUGAUUGGGCUUACGUCAUUACACUUGAACAACAACAGGCUCCAAGGAGGAAUUCCUGUGACUAUAAAGUAUUGCAGUAACUUGCAGAUUUUGGAUCUUGGCGAGAACAAAAUCUCUAGUAGUGUUCCACAUUGGAUUGGACCCUGUUUUCCGUUACUACAGAUUCUUAGACUGCGAGAAAACAUGUUCAAUGGAAGCAUUCCUUCACAACUAUGCUUACUCUCUGCAUUGCAAAUAUUGGACAUGGCAGUCAACAAUCUAACAGGAACGAUUCCAAAUUGUCUUGGCCAUAUGAAAGGUAUGAAACUGAACAAAAGCAUAGAUGAAGGCAACUCACUCUCUCCUGCUUAUGCAGCUACACCUCCCAUGCUUGGGCCAACAGCGUCCAUUGCUCCAACGGAUUGGACUCAAGAGCAUGUGGAGCAGGUUGUAAAGGGGAUGGAUCUUGACUACACGACACUUGAUCUACAGCUUAUGGUGAAUUUAGAUCUCUCGAGCAACAAAUUGGUUGGGCCGAUUCCAGGAGAGCAUACCUUGCUCUCCGGAUUGCGAGGCUUGAACUUAUCGCACAACUUUCUUUCUGGAGGCAUCCCGACUAUGAUUGGAGACAUGAGAUUGCUCGAGUCACUUGAUCUUUCGAAUAAUCACCUUUCAGGAACAAUCCCUCAAAGCUUUUCUGCAUUUAUAUCACUGAGCAAACUAAACUUGUCACACAACAACUUCAUCGGGCCAAUUCCGAAAGGAAAUCAAAUCCAGACACUUGAUGAUCCUUCCAUUUAUGCCGACAAUCCUCAACUUUGUGGUGAUCCUCUACAAAAGAAAUGCCUCGAAGCAAAGGCCCCUCAAGCACCGGAAGAAGUUGCCAAUGAAGAAGGUAAGCUUGAAAAGGUAAUGUUCUACAUAGUAAUAAUGCUCGGGUUUGCGACUGGGUUUUAGGGAGUUGUUGGCAGUUUGGUGUACAAUAAGAAUUGGAGACGGGUGUACUUCAACUUUGUGGAUCGUAAAGCAGACAUGGUGUACGUAAUUGUUGCAGUGAAGGUGGCCGAGUUGAGGAGGAGAUUGAGAAGAGUGUAACGGGCCUAUUAUCCACAUCAAUUAGUCCAAUGCUUUAUUGAUCUCGUGAAGUUCUUGUUUUCUUGUUCAAGCAUAAUCGUCUUUGUAGUUGGUUUGUUUCUCCUUAUCAGUAGUAACCGAUAUUUUUUUUCUUUAAUUUCAACCUUGUUCCAACAAGCCGUCAAUGGAACGGCUUGGAAAGUGCAAAUCAUGUCACUUUGUAAUUUGAUGUUGCUCAGCAAUCUAGCAGUACUCCGUGUUAUUAUACUUUAA
Molecule: messenger RNA, 2180 nt
Organism: Eucalyptus grandis
Lineage: Eukaryota; Viridiplantae; Streptophyta; Magnoliopsida; Myrtales; Myrtaceae
Product: receptor-like protein EIX2
Exons: 1
Coding region: 642-1790 (382 amino acids)
Molecular function (GO): protein binding
Source: RefSeq, a predicted model, not a curated record